AUGAGCCUCACAAACGCCGAAACUCCUAGCCAAGCCAUGGACCGAUGCGGUAUUGUGAGACCGCGUGCUCGGCUACAAAAGCUAACCAUACGUAUCCGGAAGCUGAAAGAAAGGUACGUUGAGGGAACACAGAAGGCUAACUUACAGCUCUUAGUGUUAGAAAAGCUUGAGAUGGCAAAAGGAGUAUUUGCUGAAGAAAUUGAUCGGCUUGAGGCGGUGUUUAGACAGCGAGAAAAACCGCACUCUCCAAUUCCUGAGACCAGUAACGGUCAGAACCGAAGUGAAACGCCUCCUCUAGCGGAUCCGGCCAUACACGAAACCGAAGAAAGGACGGGGACUCCUCUCGACGAGCAACUUGAAACUGAACAACCUGGGGUCUCCGAACCGGGCGUCACAGAAGAAAGGGUCAAGAUCCUUAUUCAAGAGUUCGCAGACUCAACGGUUCACCCAUUGGAGACGAAAGUCAAGAAAGCCUUGCGCCGAACACUCAUGCUCGCCGAAAACACAAGGGAUAAUCUAGUAAAGGAACAGGACCGGAUCACAAAAAUCAAAGCUGACUACCGGGACAACACUAUUGUGCGCAACGAACAUCUUCAACAAACCAAGGCUUUAGACGAUAAGACCUCAAAAAUAGUAGAAGACUUGGAUCGGCUUGAAAGGGAAACCGAACAAGGAUUCACAGAGGUAGAAGAGGACCUAGGAUGGAGUGUCACCGAUCUAGAAAACAAGAAUGCAAGCUUGGAAGACCACAACGAAAAGCUUGAGGCCAAUCUUAAGGCGCUAACCGAACAGGUCAAUGAGCUGAUAAAAGCCAAGGUCAAUGCUGACAUAGCGGUUGAGGAAGCCAACGCCCGAGCGGUUGAGGAAGCCAACGCCCGAGCGGCUAAAGAAGUUCAGGAUGCACUAGAUGAAGAAAUGCGGAGAGCAAAGGAAGCACUACGACUUUCUGAAGAGGAAAUAGCCGAACGCGAACGAAAUCUAAUGGCUAAAAAUCCGGCGUUUGCAAGGUCUAUUGCAGCUCAAGCACGGGAGGAUGAAGAGCGGUUAAAUAAUGAAAGACAAAGACUUGAGGAAUUUGCGACCGCUCACAAGAAGAAAAAGGCAGCUUCCUCCUCUUCGGUUCCAGCAAAACGAAAACGGAAAAUAUCAAAGAAGGCUCAGGUAGCCGGGCUGCUGGAGAGGAUCACCGAAACAAAUGUCGACACUCCGCCAGACCCACCGCAAUCCGAGGAUGAAGAUGAAGAGCAUCUGGCGGAGCGCUCUACAAGACAACGAGUUCUACAAGCGGUUCCAAUCAGCACGGUUGGUCAACCGCAAGCUGAAGGUUCAUCCUCAAGACCGGAUCAACCGAAAAAGAAAAUACCUACCAAGGAUAUGAUGGACGGCUUCAGAUUCUCCGACUCAGAAUAG
Messenger RNA from Impatiens glandulifera, 1410 nucleotides. Its product is annotated as golgin subfamily A member 6-like protein 22. Lineage: Eukaryota; Viridiplantae; Streptophyta; Magnoliopsida; Ericales; Balsaminaceae. The record is from RefSeq and is a predicted model, not a curated record. The transcript has a single exon. The coding region runs from base 1 to 1410 and encodes 469 amino acids.